Messenger RNA from Rangifer tarandus platyrhynchus (Svalbard reindeer), 1806 nucleotides. The record is from the annotation of a GenBank genome assembly. Lineage: Eukaryota; Metazoa; Chordata; Mammalia; Artiodactyla; Cervidae.
AUGGUCCCAGGGCUCCUGACUACUAGGGAUGAGGCAUUAAUGGCCUUCAGGGAUGUGGCUGUGGCCUUCACCCAGAAGGAGUGGAAGCUACUGAGUCCUGCUCAGAGGACCCUGUAUCGGGAUGUAAUGCUGGAGAACUACAGCCAUAUGGUGUCGCUGGGUAUUGCCUUUCCUAAACCAAAACUCAUCAUACAACUGGAACAAGGAGACGAGCCCUGGAGAGAGGAGAGUGAAUGUCUUCUGGACCUUUGUGCAGCAGAACAAAGAACAGAAUUCCAGCCCUGUCUCUCCUGCCUGGUGACUUUUUCCAGUCCACGGAUCCUCCAUCAAUAUGUGCUCUGUGGUCACUCCCUUCAGAUCUUCCCAGGUUCAUCUGCAGAAAGCCACUUCCUACUAGAAGCUCCAAGCUGCUUGAAAGACAAAGUAGAAGAUGGAGAGAGAAAAGGCUCUGGCACUGUGUUUGGGAGGCUGCGGCUGAGUGGGACUUCAAGGGCAUUUUUCAGCUCAUCUCAAGGUCAGCCAGUAGACCAGGGAGGCAAUAGCAGUGGAAGAAUAGACCAGGGGAUGAUCUCUGAUGAGGCAGAUGCAGUAUUGACAGAGACAAAUAUCUCAGAAUCUGAAGCAGUCAUAUGUGAAAACUAUAGAAUAGGAUUUAGCACAAAAUCAAGCCUCUUUAGCCUCCAGAAGCAUCAUGUGUGCCCUGAAUGUGGCAGAAACUUCUGCCAGAAGUCAGACCUCGUCAAACACCAGAGGACUCACAUGGGAGAGAAGCCGUAUAGUUGCAGAGAGUGUGGGCGAGGCUUUGGCCGGAAGUCCUCCCUCACCAUACACCAGAGGAAGCACUCAGGGGAAAAGCCCUACAUGUGCAGGGAGUGUGGGCGACACUUCAGGUAUACAUCCUCCUUAACUAACCAUAAGAGGAUACACUCCGGGGAGAGACCCUUUGUAUGUCAGCAGUGUGGGAGAGGCUUCCGCCAGAAGAUCGCCCUCAUCCUGCACCAGAGGACACACUUGGAAGAGAAGCCCUUUGUGUGUCCAGAGUGCGGAAGAGGCUUUUGCCAGAAGGCAUCACUCCUUCAACACCGUAGCUCGCAUUCAGAUGAGAGGCCCUUCCUGUGCCUGGAGUGUGGGCGUGGCUUCAGGCAGCAGUCACUGCUCCUCAGUCACCAGGUCACACACUCGGGCGAGAAGCCCUAUGUCUGUGCUGAGUGUGGGCACAGCUUUCGCCAGAAAGUCACCCUCAUCAGACACCAGAGGACACACACAGGGGAGAAGCCUUACCUGUGCUCCGAGUGUGGGCGUGGCUUUAGCCAGAAAGUCUCCCUUCUGGGCCACCAGAGGACGCACACAGGGGAGAAGCCUUAUGUGUGCUCUGAGUGUGGGCGUGGCUUUGGUCAGAAGGUUACCCUCAUCAGACACCAGAGGACGCACACAGGGGAGAAGCCUUUUCUGUGUCCCGAGUGUGGACGUACCUUUGGCUUCAAGUCACUUCUCACCAGACACCAGAGGAUACAUUCAGGGGAGGAGGCUGAUGGGUACGGAGUAUGUGAGCAAAGACUUGGUCUGAAGAUCCAGCUCACCUCUGACCAGAGGGCACACUCAGGAGAAAAGCCAUGUGUGUGUGAUGAGUGUGGACGUGGCUUUGGCUUCAAGUCAGCCCUCAUCAGACACCAGCGGACACAUUCAGGAGAGAAGCCAUAUGUGUGUGGGGAGUGUGGUCGUGGCUUUAGCCAGAAGUCUCACCUCCACAGGCAUAGGAAAACCAAGUCUGGCCAUCACCUCCUGCCACAGGAGCUGUUCUCUUGA